AUGCCUAUCAGUGGUACGCCCGAUGUGAAUGCAUUAUCCACUUUACUUAAUGCUGCAGUCACAACUUCAGUACCAAUUCACGCACCACCGGUAUCUGUUGCACCUGUUCCUGUUACCACGCCAUCCAUUCAAUCCCAUAAUUCUCUUGUGUCAGAUCCAAAUACUCUAGUUAAGAACUUAAUGGAAUUUGGGUUACUCGGAAACAAUAACAUCAUCAGUAAUUUAGCGGGAACCAUUGGAAAUGCUAACAUGGGUGGAUUCAAUUUUGGUGGGAAUACACCCACACCACCCCAAUCAGGUUCUGUAGCUGGCGAUAUUCCAACUACUAUAUUGCACGUAAAUGAUAUAGAGAAAAUUCUGCUAACGAGCAAUGAUAUCCAGAGAAAACGGGAUGGAGCUAUUGCAAUUCUCUAUGAUGCGUUUCCUCUACAAUGUAAACAAUGUGGAUUUCGGUAUGCCAGAAAUGAUGAUGGUAAAGCGAAAAUGGAUUCUCACUUAGAUUGGCAUUUUCGUCAGAACCGUCGAAUGAAAGAGAAAGCCAAGAAGACACAGAGCCGCAGUUGGUUUGUCAGCGAAGAGGUUGUUCACACAUUUCAACUACUUUCUUAG
Messenger RNA from Acaulospora morrowiae, 609 nucleotides. Lineage: Eukaryota; Fungi; Glomeromycota; Glomeromycetes; Diversisporales; Acaulosporaceae. The record is from the annotation of a GenBank genome assembly.